This is a messenger RNA of Felis catus (domestic cat), 1165 nucleotides long. It is a transcript of the gene TREX2, whose product is annotated as three prime repair exonuclease 2. Gene Ontology annotation, biological process: DNA catabolic process. Lineage: Eukaryota; Metazoa; Chordata; Mammalia; Carnivora; Felidae. The transcript is spliced from 2 exons. Gene Ontology annotation, cellular component: cytoplasm. The coding region runs from base 174 to 884 and encodes 236 amino acids. The record is from RefSeq and is a predicted model, not a curated record. Gene Ontology annotation, molecular function: 3'-5'-DNA exonuclease activity; nucleic acid binding.
GGUCCUGCGGCCUUAGGCCUCCUCGUUGCCCAACAGGCGGCUGGGGGCGGGCCGUGGCCACUGAUUAAAGGCCGCCUGGAGCAGCCUGUGUGGAGACAGGUGCCCAGCAGCCCAAGAAGCCGGCGAGCAGCCGCCCCAGCUUUAGGCUUUGCUGUCCCCGUGAGCACAUCACCAUGUCCGAGGUGCCCCGGGCCGAGACUUUCGUCUUCCUGGACCUGGAAGCCACUGGGCUCCCCAGUAUAGAUCCCGAAGUGGCCGAGAUAUCUCUGUUCGCGGUGCACCGCUCCUCCCUGGAGAACCCAGACCGAGAUGAGUCUGGUGUCCCCGUGCUGCCCCGGAUCCUGGACAAACUCACGCUGUGCAUGAGCCCAGAGCGUCCUUUCACCGCUAAGGCCAGCGAGAUCACCGGCUUGAGCAGUGACAGCCUGGCACGGUGCCGGAAGGCCGGCUUUGACAGCUCUGUCGUGCGGACUCUACAGGCCUUCCUGAGCCGCCAGGAGGGCCCCGUCUGCCUCGUGGCCCAUAAUGGCUUCGAUUACGACUUCCCCUUGCUGUGCACAGAGCUGCGGCGCCUGGGCGCCCACCUGCCCCCGGACACCAUCUGCCUGGAUACACUGCCUGCGCUUCGGGGCCUGGACCGCGCCCACAGCCAUGGCACCCGGGCCCAGGGCUUUAAGGGUUACAGCCUGGGCAGCCUCUUCCGCCGCUACUUCCACGCCGAGCCGAGUGCCGCCCACUCAGCCGAGGGCGACGUACAUACCCUGCUCAUGGUCUUCCUGCACCGCGCCGCUGAGCUGCUCGGCUGGGCAGACGAGCAGGCCCGGAGCUGGGCCCGCAUCGAGCCCAUGUACGAGCCACCCGAUCGUCCGAGCAUUGAAGCCUGAAUGCCGGGGGCUCGGUGACGCCACCGCCCAGGGGCGUGAGGCCCGCCCCCAGCACCAUGGGCAGCGCCAGCUCUGACCAUUCAGUCGGGCCCUGGGGCCCGGAGCCGGCAGCGGACCGGUGUCCCACUGUCCCUCUCCCCAUCCUCUGAGGUGGCUGUCCCUGGGCCUGCGCGCCUGCCGGGCUUUCUCCCUGCCCGGGCCUGCCCAGCCUUGUAGCCCCAGAGCUCCCUGCUGGCCACCCCUCACCUGGCCUCUCAAUAAACAUGGACGAGUACUCAGCA